AGAAGUGCUCCUGCCCCGGGAAGAGGCUCAGUGCAGAAGGAGGAAGGACAGCACAGCUGACAGCCGUGCUCAGGAAGAUUCUGGAUCCUAGGCUCAUCUCCACAGAGGAGAACACGCAGGGAGCAGAGACCAUGGGGCCCCUCUCAGCCCCUCCCUGCACACAGCAUAUAACCUGGAAAGGGCUCCUGCUCACAGCAUCACUUUUAAACUUCUGGAACCCGCCCACCACAGCCCAAGUCACGAUUGAAGCCCAGCCACCAAAAGUUUCCGAGGGGAAGGAUGUUCUUCUACUUGUCCACAAUUUGCCCCAGAAUCUUACUGGCUACAUCUGGUACAAAGGACAAAUCAGGGACCUCUACCAUUAUGUUACAUCAUAUAUAGUAGACGGUCAAAUAAUUAAAUAUGGGCCUGCAUACAGUGGACGAGAAACAGUAUAUUCCAAUGCAUCCCUGCUGAUCCAGAAUGUCACCCAGGAAGACACAGGAUCCUACACUUUACACAUCAUAAAGCGAGGUGAUGGGACUGGAGGAGUAACUGGACGUUUCACCUUCACCUUAUACCUGGAGACUCCCAAACCCUCCAUCUCCAGCAGCAAUUUCAACCCCAGGGAGGCCACGGAGGCUGUGAUUUUAACCUGUGAUCCUGAGACUCCAGAUGCAAGCUACCUGUGGUGGAUGAAUGGUCAGAGCCUCCCUAUGACUCACAGCUUGCAGCUGUCUGAAACCAACAGGACCCUCUACCUAUUUGGUGUCACAAACUAUACUGCAGGACCCUAUGAAUGUGAAAUACGGAACCCAGUGAGUGCCAGCCGCAGUGACCCAGUCACCCUGAAUCUCCUCCCGAAGCUGCCCAAGCCCUACAUCACCAUCAAUAACUUAAACCCCAGGGAGAAUAAGGAUGUCUCAACCUUCACCUGUGAACCUAAGAGUGAGAACUACACCUACAUUUGGUGGCUAAAUGGUCAGAGCCUCCCGGUCAGUCCCAGGGUAAAGCGACGCAUUGAAAACAGGAUCCUCAUUCUACCCAGUGUCACGAGAAAUGAAACAGGACCCUAUCAAUGUGAAAUACGGGACCGAUAUGGUGGCAUCCGCAGUGACCCAGUCACCCUGAAUGUCCUCUAUGGUCCAGACCUCCCCAGAAUUUACCCUUCAUUCACCUAUUACCAUUCAGGACAAAACCUCUACUUGUCCUGCUUUGCGGACUCUAACCCACCGGCACAGUAUUCUUGGACAAUUAAUGGGAAGUUUCAGCUAUCAGGACAAAAGCUUUCUAUCCCCCAGAUUACUACAAAGCAUAGCGGGCUCUAUGCUUGCUCUGUUCGUAACUCAGCCACUGGCAAGGAAAGCUCCAAAUCCGUGACAGUCAGAGUCUCUGACUGGACAUUACCCUGAAUUCUACUAGUUCCUCCAAUUCCAUCUUCUCCCAUGGAACCUCAAAGAGCAAGACCCACUCUGUUCCAGAAGCCCUAUAAGUCAGAGUUGGACAACUCAAUGUAAAUUUCAUGGGAAAAUCCUUGUACCUGAUGUCUGAGCCACUCAGAACUCACCAAAAUGUUCAACACCAUAACAACAGCUGCUCAAACUGUAAACAAGGAAAACAAGUUGAUGACUUCACACUGUGGACAGCUUUUCCCAAGAUGUCAGAAUAAGACUCCCCAUCAUGAUGAGGCUCUCACCCCUCUUAGCUGUCCUUGCUUGUGCCUGCCUCUUUCACUUGGCAGGAUAAUGCAGUCAUUAGAAUUUCACAUGUAGUAUAGGAGCUUCUGAGGGUAACAACAGAGUGUCAGAUAUGUCAUCUCAACCUCAGACUUUUACAUAACAUCUCAGGAGGAAAUGUGGCUCUCUCCAUCUUGCAUACAGGGCUCCCAAUAGAAAUGAACACAGAGAUAUUGCCUGUGUGUUUGCAGAGAAGAUGGUUUCUAUAAAGAGUAGGAAAGCUGAAAUUAUAGUAGACUCCCCUUUAAAUGCACAUUGUGUGGAUGGCUCUCACCAUUUCCUAAGAGAUACAUUGUAAAACGUGACAGUAAGACUGAUUCUAGCAGAAUAAAACAUGUACUACAUUUGCUAA
Homo sapiens (human) is the source of this 2067-nucleotide messenger RNA. It is a transcript of the gene PSG7, whose product is annotated as pregnancy specific beta-1-glycoprotein 7, transcript variant 1, coding. The record is from RefSeq and is marked reviewed. The transcript has 6 exons. Gene Ontology annotation, cellular component: extracellular region. Bases 132 to 1391 code for a protein of 419 amino acids. Lineage: Eukaryota; Metazoa; Chordata; Mammalia; Primates; Hominidae.